Molecule: messenger RNA, 2854 nt
Organism: Labrus mixtus (cuckoo wrasse)
Lineage: Eukaryota; Metazoa; Chordata; Actinopteri; Labriformes; Labridae
Gene: stambpl1
Product: STAM binding protein-like 1
Exons: 12
Coding region: 349-1668 (439 amino acids)
Biological process (GO): protein K63-linked deubiquitination
Cellular component (GO): membrane; endosome
Molecular function (GO): K63-linked deubiquitinase activity; metal-dependent deubiquitinase activity; protein binding
Source: RefSeq, a predicted model, not a curated record
UCUUCGUGCGGAGAGGAUCUUCGCUCUCCACCAUCUCUGUCCGCGGCGUGAGGAGCAGCUCGGGAGCUUUCAGCCAUUUUAUCAGCUGCUUCAUCACAUCUGCUUUAUUUCUCCCAGGUUACAUUUAACCCGGGUCAGGUGUCAGACCCGGGUCAGGUGUGGACGGACAGGUGUGACCCGGGGUAUCCCCUCACGUGACCCGGUGAUGCGGACGGACCGUGGACGUCGCAGCGACAUCAGAGCGUGAAGCAUCAUGGGAGGUGGUAGAUGGACGACCAGGCCGUGGGCUGACCGGAGCCGUUGACACCCACACACACACACACACACACACACACGCUCCUUUACACCAUGGAACAAGGCUUCAGCAUACACACGCUGAAGAAGCUAGCAGCAGAGGCUGACUACACGGACGUGUCUCUGACGGCGGCGGAGCGCGUGCGGGCGCUGGGGAAGAUGGGCUACAGCGUGGAGAUCAACGAGGACAUCGAGCCGAGACGGUACUUCCGCUCCGGCGUGGAGAUGGAGCGGAUGGCGGCGGUUUACCUGGAGGAGGGCAGUCUGGAGAACGCCUACGUCCUCUACACCAAGUUCAUCACGCUGUUUGUGGAGAAGCUGCCCGGUCACAGAGACUACCAGCAGUGCAGCGUCCCCGAGAAGCAGCUCAUCAUGAAGAAACUUCAGGAAGUCGCGUUUCCUCGCAAAGACGAGUUGAAGAAACGUCUUCAGGAAAAAUACAGCAGGGAACACAGCGAGUACCUCAGAGCCCAGAGCCAGCCCGUGGUGGUGGAUGGGUGUGACCAGCAGCUGCAGCGACUCUCUCUAUUGGACGAUGACAGGAGGCGUUUCCUGAUGUUGGAGGAGGAGAAACAACGAGUCGCCGCCCUGCGACGGAUGCAGAUAGAAUCCGAACAGUUCAGAUACUUUGAGGACCAGCUGAGGCGGCAGGAACUGGCCAAUAGGAGAGAAGAGGAGGCGGAGCCAAAGGCGGACAACAAAGUGCCUGAGGUGACAGACGGCUCCUGUCUGUCCAAGAAGCCAAUCAGAAACAAUGUUAGGACUCAAGGGGCGGAUCCUAACAGGAACAGGCCGCAAGCUCCCAUCAGCCAACCAGCCGCCACGCUGGCUGGAGUACACACUCAGAGAGUGGAGGGUCUGAGGCGGGUGGUGAUUCCCAGAGAUCUGACAUAUCGUUUCCUCCUGCUCGCCGACUCGAACACGACUCGAGGAAUCGAGACUUGUGGAGUUCUCUGUGGACGACUGACGCACAACGAGUUCAUGUUGACCCACGUCGUCAUCCCCAAACAGUCGGCCGGUCCUGAUUUCUGCGACAUGGAGAACGUGGAGGAACUGUUCAGUUUCCAGGACCAACAGAACCUGCUGACACUCGGCUGGAUUCAUACUCAUCCCACUCAGACGGCCUUCCUCUCCAGUGUCGACCUCCACACACACUGUUCAUAUCAGCUGAUGCUGCCGGAGGCCAUCGCCAUCGUCUGCGCUCCCAAACACAACGAUACUGGUGUGUUCAAGCUUACGGGCCCGGGGAUGUCGGAGGUGUCUGGCUGCAGACUGAAAGGUUUCCAUCCUCACUCCAAGGAGCCAGCUCUCUUUACUGUGUGCAAACAUGUGGUGGUGAAGGAAUCAAAAAUCAGCUUGUUGGACCUCAGGUGACAGACAGGGGUCGCUGUCUGUCCGUUUACUGCAAAGCUGUUUGUCCUUUGAAACUGUGAAUGUGUGAGUGUGUGUGCAUGUGUGUGUGUGAGCAGAUGAGGGAAAUUAAACUUUUUUGAAGGAAGCGUUUUAACACAUUCAGUGUUCAGGUUUCUGGGCCUUUUUGUGAGAUUUGUUCUACAAAAUGUUUUUGUGCUUUUGUAAUCAGCUCCUGGUUGUACUUUGAUAUAAAUUUAUAUUUUUGCUGUUUUAUUUUGCUGCAUCAGAAUUCUCCUGCGGUGUAAGAUGUGACGUGUUUUAAUGAAGAACAAAUACAAAGUUUUUUGUGAAAGUUGAAGUGACGGAGUGCCUUCUUUUGGAAAAACAACACCUGAAUUUAACCAUGAAUAUUGACUUGGUGCUUUCCUGUUUUCUCCUUUGACAGAAAAUCUGAGAUUUUAUGUAAUUUUUGUUUUUAUGAUAAUUUGUUAUUUAGUCAGCAUGGAGGGAGAAACCAUCAGAUCUUAGAUUUGAGGAGACGUCAGCAUUGUUUCACAGUGCAGAUAGUCACACUGAACCAAUCAGCUGUCGGCUUCACAGAGCCACAGACUCUAACCAACAAAUAAAAUUAACAUAUUUUCUGGAAAAAUGAAAACAAGUUUCUGUUAAGUUUCCAAAUUGUCACUCUUGUAAUCUCAAUUGAGUUUCCCGAUGAAGAAAAACUCAAAUCUUUAUUUUCAGAUUUCCUUAUUUUUAUUAUAAAUAUUAUAACAUUCAAAGGAUUGAUGCCACUCCUACACACCUGUCUUAUGAAGGUUAGUGCUGUGUAGGGAUGCAGAAAUGAUUUUGUUGAACUGAGUGUUUACCCUUUACAUGGACGAGUUCUCAGCUUGUGCACCAGCACGUUUCAAUGUUCAGGUGUGUGCGUUUGUGUGUGUGUGUGUGUGUGUUGAAGUUGGAGCAGUGUUUUCUGGAUGUCAGGCAGCAUCUGAAGUUUUUGUUUUUUUAAACCCAUUGCUAUUUUUUUGUUAAUAAAACAAAAACGCAUUCACAACCUCAAAAUCGUCAUUUGCUUCCUCCAUGUCUGUACGCCUCUCUUCUUCAGCUACUGACGUCAAACAAGAGAGGUCGAAAGCAGAUAGCGCCGUAUGCUUUGUAAAAAAACCAACUUUUGUCUAAUCGAUUAAAAUUGUCCAUGUUUGUGUGA